CACGCCUUGAAUUGCCACAGAAUGAAACCUGCUCUCUUCAGCGUGCUGUGUGAUAUUAAAGAAAAAACAGUGUUAAGUAUCCGAGGUAUUCAGGAAGAAGACCCCCCUGACGCUCAGCUAAUGAGACUAGAUAACAUGUUGCUGGCUGAGGGUGUCUCCGGGCCGGAGAAGCGGGGAAGAGGAGGACCAGCGGCCAUAGCAGCAACAUCAGGUGGCUGUCCAAAUGACAAUAGCAUUGAACACUCAGACUACAGGGCCAAGCUGUCACAGAUCCGACAGAUAUACCACUCUGAGCUAGAGAAAUAUGAACAGGCCUGCAGUGAGUUCACUACCCACGUUAUGAACCUGCUCCGGGAGCAGAGUAGGACAAGGCCAAUUUCACCCAAAGAAAUUGAGCGCAUGGUGAAUAUAAUUCAUGGCAAGUUCAGCACCAUCCAAAUGCAGCUGAAACAGAGCACGUGUGAGGCUGUGAUGAUCCUGCGCUCGCGGUUUCUUGAUGCAAGGCGUAAGCGGCGUAACUUCAGCAAGCAAGCGACAGAAGUCUUGAAUGAGUAUUUUUAUUCUCACCUGAGUAAUCCUUAUCCCAGUGAAGAAGCCAAAGAAGAGCUAGCCAAGAAAGGAGGCAUCACAGUCUCACAGGUCUCUAAUUGGUUUGGUAACAAGAGAAUCCGGUAUAAAAAAAAUAUGGGGAAAUUCCAAGAAGAGGCUAACAUCUACGCAGCCAAAACUGCUGUGGAUGCAACCAAUGUGGUAGCCCAGGGCAACCAGGCAAGCUCUCCACCCACCCCAAAUUCUGGUUCCUCUGGGUCAUUUAAAAUGACAAAUUCUGGAGAUUCCUUUAUAAACCUGCAGUCACUCACUUCCUACCAGAACUCGCCAGUGGGAGCCAAUGUGCAGUCACAGAUGGAUUCCUUACACCAUGUCAUACACCAGGCAGGAAGAUAUGACAGCAUCGUGGGGAACCCUCUAUAUUCGACGCAGCGCAUUGACGCGAAUGGCAGCUGGCAGGACGCAACUACCCCUUCAUCAAUCACUUCACCUGCCGGAGAUCCCGGAAGCAUUAAUUCCGAUGCAUCUAACUAAAUUUUUAGGACCUGUUUGAGGAGAGGAAAGAGGUCAUUAGUGUAACUCGUCAACGUUGCUCUUUUUUUUUUGCCAAUAUUUUUGAUUCUCCAACUUGACACACACAGCUAAUUACCUCAGACAAAAAAAAAAAAAGAAGAAAACCAAUAGAAGAUUGUGAUUAUAUAUGGACACCUCUCUACCUCUCGGCAUGACGUGCUUGAGUUCUUCUGGCUUCUGCCCUUUUGGGCUGUAAAGGAACUGGCUUCAUUUACCAAACCAAAUUCCUUUUUUAAAAAGAAAAAAAAAAAAAGAAAUAUCACUUUUAUGCUUAAGAGUCUGAAAAGUGUCUCUUGAAUGAACUUUGGGAUUGUCUCCAUUUUUUUUCCAAUUUAAGAAAGAAAAAUAGCAACUUGAUUUUAAUUUCUACGUGUUUUUAUUAUAAAAAAAUUCUGUUCUAGAUGCUAGUUACUAACAAAUAGCCCUUCUUGUAUUGUAAUUGUACGCGUUCUCUGUAUUGUAAUUUUGUAUAGGAAGAUUUCUUUUUCUUUGAACUCAUUAACCAGAAUGGGCCAUUGCUUUACCAAAAUGAUUGUUGGACUUUGCCCCUUGAAUAGAAACUUCAUUUUCUGUGUCGCUCUCAUGUAGCUCUAAUUUAAUGUCUUAGAGUAAGCUCAGACCUCCCUGUGAAUAGAUUUUUGUGCAUUUAGGGGAAAAAAUGUUAACUGCAAAGUCCACCACUUUCAGUUGAAAUUUUAUCAAAGAAUAAACUUCCAAAGUCUUUCCCCCACC
This is a messenger RNA of Gekko japonicus, 1854 nucleotides long. RefSeq names its product pre-B-cell leukemia homeobox 4 (gene PBX4). Gene Ontology annotation, biological process: animal organ morphogenesis; regulation of transcription by RNA polymerase II; eye development. Gene Ontology annotation, cellular component: nucleus. NCBI's taxonomy places the organism in Eukaryota, Metazoa, Chordata, Lepidosauria, Squamata, Gekkonidae. The transcript is spliced from 8 exons. Bases 22 to 1083 code for a protein of 353 amino acids. Gene Ontology annotation, molecular function: DNA-binding transcription factor activity, RNA polymerase II-specific; RNA polymerase II cis-regulatory region sequence-specific DNA binding. The record is from RefSeq and is a predicted model, not a curated record.